This is a messenger RNA of Ectocarpus siliculosus, 738 nucleotides long. The record is from the annotation of a GenBank genome assembly. NCBI's taxonomy places the organism in Eukaryota, Phaeophyceae, Ectocarpales, Ectocarpaceae.
AUGUCGUCGACAAACGGGACCGAAGUGUCUCUGGGGUGCCACUCGUUGCUAGAGGAAGGACAGAGCGAGGCCGCGGCAAGCAGCAGCACCUGGACCGACCUCGAGCCGUUCAAGCGUGGGAGUUUGCUGGCCGCGGGACACGUCCGCGUCCUCUUGGUCAUCUACGGAAUUUGCAUGUUUAUCAUCUCUGGGUUCGAAGACCUUUUCGCGCUCUGGGCUCUCAGCACGACUCCCGCGGGGGGCUUGGGUUGGUCGGCGGAGCAAAUCGGACAGGUCCUUCUUGCUUCUGGGCUCAUGGUCUUUGUGUUCGAGCUGUUCGCUGUGCCUCUAGUCACCAAGCGGCUGGGCGUAACCACCUCACAGAGGCUGUCAUCGGUGACUCUGGUGUUUGUCCUUCCCCUCGUUCCCGUGCUCGGACACCUGCUCAACGCCGGCCACCUGCUCAUGAUUGCUUCCGUUGGGCUUCUGUUCAAGAUCUAUGCGCCAUGUGAUGCGUUCUUGACGUGCAUUUCUUUCACCAUCAACAACGCCGCGGAACCGGAACGAUGCGGCGAGCUGAAUGGAUUGGCGGCGUGCGUUGCUUCAGUAGUCAGCAAGGUCGGCCCCUCAGCCUGGUCGACGCUGUACGCCUUCUCCGUGGAAGUCACCGAUGGUGGGUCCCCGUUCCCGUUCCCGAUCGACUUCCGCCUCGCGUUUUGGCUCAUGGCCUUUCUGCGGCUCGUCGUGGCCAUCCUCUAA